This is a messenger RNA of Amblyraja radiata (thorny skate), 7675 nucleotides long. RefSeq names its product mediator of RNA polymerase II transcription subunit 12-like protein. The record is from RefSeq and is a predicted model, not a curated record. Gene Ontology annotation, biological process: positive regulation of transcription by RNA polymerase II. Gene Ontology annotation, cellular component: mediator complex. Bases 274 to 6873 code for a protein of 2199 amino acids. The transcript is spliced from 46 exons. Gene Ontology annotation, molecular function: beta-catenin binding; transcription coactivator activity; transcription factor binding. Lineage: Eukaryota; Metazoa; Chordata; Chondrichthyes; Rajiformes; Rajidae.
UGGUUUAAUACGGAGGGUAGAUCUGCGUUGAGGAAAAGGGCAAAUGCAUAGAAUUUCUUAUACAAAAGAGGAAACAAAUUAUUCUUUUAAUUACCAGGAGAGCGAAACGUUCUUUGCUGAUAGGGGACUGUCACCAAGGUGGAUUAUGAUCACCAAUACACCAUUGACUAGUUUACUGCACAGAACAUAACCCUCCUUUCUACAAAGCAGGGAGCGGGCUGGAGCAUUGUGGGAAGCUGCUCUCCAAACUCUGCUCUGUUGCUGGGAUGCAGGAUGGCGGCGUUCGGUUUCUUAAGCUACGAGCAGAGACCGCUCAAGCGACCCCGGCUCGGACCUCCGGACGUCUACCCGCAAGACCCCAAGCAGAAAGAGGAUGAGUUGACUGCAGUGAAUGUAAAGCAGGGAUUUAAUAAUCAGCCUGCCUUCUCUGGGGAUGAACACGGAUCGGCCAGGAAUAUUGUCAUCAACCCAGCUAAGAUUGGCGCCUAUUUCAGCAGCAUCUUGGCAGAGAAGCUGAAGGUCAACACUUUUCAAGACACAGGGAAGAAGAAACCUCAGGUGAAUGCCAAAGACAAUUACUGGCUAGUGACUGCCCGGUCCCAGAGCGCUAUCCACAACUGGUUCAUGGAUCUUGCAGGGAACAAACCUCUGACUGUUUUAGCCAAAAAGGUGCCGAUUCUUAGCAAGAAGGAAGAAAUCUUCGUCUAUUUGGCCAAGUAUUCAGUGCCGUUGUUGCGGGGCGCCUGGCUCAUAAAGAUGACCUGUGCCUACUAUGCCGCAGUUUCUGAAGCCAAGAUUAAGAAGCGGCAAGCCACGGAUCCCAACCUAGAAUGGACGCAGAUUUUGACGAGGUACCUCCGUGAGCAACUGGCCAAAAUAGCUGAAUAUUAUCACGGUUCUGGAGGCCAAAUUCCAGCUCCCACAGCACCGGUUCCUCCUGAGGUGGAGCAAGCAAUAAAACAGUGGGAAUACAAUGAGAAACUGGCCUUUUACACAUUCCAGGACGGGAUGUUGGAAAGACACGAAUAUUUGACCUGGAUCCUGGAAGUUCUGGAGAAAGUCAAACCAGCCGAUGAUGAGCUGCUGAAGCUACUACUGCCUCUGAUGCUUCAGUAUUCGGAAGAGUUUGUCCAGUCGGCCUACCUGUCCCGUCGCCUUGCUUAUUUCUGUGCCAGGAGGCUCUCGGCUCUUCUGAGUGAAAGCUCCUCGAAUCUUGUUCCCGCACAUUCACCACAUAUGAUCAUUGGCUCCAAUAACCCAGCCCUGGCUGCUCCCAGUCCUGCCGCUCCCACCACCGCCAUGAGUCCAGUCCAGCCAGCCCUCUCGGACUUCCACUCCUGUCCACAGCAUCGUCCUUUAGUUUACGGUCUCAGUUGCAUGUUGCAGACAAUAACUUUAUGUUGCCCCAGUGCCUUGGUGUGGAAUUACUCCACAAACGAAAGCAAAAGCAACAAUCCUGGCUCACCGCUUGAUUUACUCCAAGUGGCUCCUUCGUGUUUACCCAUGCCAGGGGGAAGUUCCACCUUCAAUCAGCAGGUCCGAGCCAAGAUCUACGAGGUGGAGCAACAGAUCAAGCAGCGGGGACGAGCGGUGGAAGUACGGUGGUCUUUCGACAAGUGCCAGGAGUCCACUGCAGGUUUUACAAUCAGCAAGGUCUUGCACACGUUGGAAGUACUGGAUCGCCAUUGCUUUGAUAGAUCUGACUCCACCAACUCUCUCGACAGCCUCGAUCACAAGAUAUUUGGUUCCAGCCAGGGCAAGGAGAGCCAAGAGCAAAUCGCACCAAAUGAUGAGGCAGUUGUGACGUUAUUAUGCGAGUGGGCAGUGAGUUGCAAGAGAUGUGGGAAGCACAGAGCUAUGACUGUGGCGAAACUGCUGGAGAAGAGGCAGGCUGAAAUCGAGGCAGAGAGAUGUGGUGAGUCUGAAGUCUUGGACGAAAAGGAGUCCAUUUCCUCUGUGUCACUUACCGGUUCAAGCCUGCCUGUUUUCCAGAACAUUCUCCUUCGAUUCCUUGAUACCCAAGCUCCUGUAUUAACUGACCUCGACAAUGAAAACGAGAAGGCAGAAUUUAUAAACCUAGUGCUGCUGUUCUGUGAAUUCAUUCGCCACGAUGUAUUCUCGCACGAUGCGUACAUGUGCACGCUCAUAUCCCGCGGAGACCUCACCUCCGUCACUGCGGCGACCAGGCCUCGGUCGCCCACCGCUGACAAUCCUGAGGAGCACUACAGCAAGGAACAAGACAGGAACCACCUGGCAGUUAAACUGGAGGAUCAAGGGCUGGGAGAGCACAUGGAUAUAGACACAGGACCCACAAAUCUAUUUGAUGAAGUGGACACAAAUGACUUCAAAGCAGAUUUUGGACCCGAGUUUGCAAUCUUCUCUCCGAUGGCUGGGGAUUCGUUGACCUCUGAGCACAAUGCAAGUCUUUCUUUGGAACAAAAUGCCACAAGAGAUGAAAAACCCAUCAGGAAAGAGAGGCAGAGAGAGCUGAUCUUCCCAUGCACUUACAAGCACCCCCGACACCUGCAAUAUGCCACUCACUUCCCCAUUCCCCAGGACGAAACCUCAAGUCACGAGUGUAAUCAGCGAAUGAUUCUUCUGUACGGUGUUGGGAAGCAGAGGGAUGAAGCUCGACACCAGCUGAAGAAGAUUACCAAAGAUAUCCUCAAAAUCUUGAACAAGAAGAGUACAGCUGAAACCACAGGUGAUGAAGGGCAGAAGUCGAAGAGGAUCAAACAGGAAACCCCGCUAACCCUAGAGACUAUUUUUACUAAGCUUCAACAACUUUCCUAUUUUGAUCAGCAUCAGGUGACGUUUCAGAUUUCCAGUAACGUCCUGGAACAAAUCACAAGCUUUGCCUCAGGAACUUCAUACCAUCUGCCUUUGGCCCAUCACAUCCAGCUUAUUUUUGAUAUGAUGGAGUGUGCCCUUAAUAUCAACGGUCUUAUAGAUUUUGCCAUCCAGUUGCUGAAUGAACUAAGUGUGGUGGAAGCGGAGUUGCUGCUGAAGUCCUCAAGUCUGGCUGGGAGCUACACCACCGGGCUGUGCCUGUGCAUCGUGGCUGUGCUACGCCGCUACCAUUCCUGCCUCGUCCUCAACCCCGACCAGACGGCACAAGUGUUUGAAGGACUCUGUGGAGUUGUGAAACAUGUUGUCAAUCCUUCAGAAUGCUCCUCUCCUGAAAGAUGCAUCCUGGCCUAUCUGUAUGACCUUUAUGUCUCCUGCAGCCACCUAAGGAGUAAAUUUGGGGAUCUCUUCAGUAGCGCCUGUUCAAAGGUGAAGCAGACCAUUUACGGCAAUGUGCAGCCCUCCAACUCCAACCUGCUGUGGGACCCAGACUUCAUGUUGGAUUUCAUUGAGAACCCGUCCGCCCAUAAUGUCAACCACUCGAUGCUGGGGAAGAUCUUGAGCGACAACGCAGCCAACCGCUACAGCUUUGUGUGCAACGCCCUUAUGAACGUAUGCAUGGGACAUCAGGACACAGAUAGAAUCAAUGACAUCGCCAACCUUUGUGCUGAACUGACAGCGUGCUGCACCAUACUCAGUUCUGAAUGGCUUGGUGUCCUUAAGGCUCUUUGCUGUUCGUCAAACCAUGUCUGGGGAUUCAAUGAUCUUCUAUGCAGCGUGGAUGUCAGCGACCUAUCAUUUCACGACUCCUUGGCUACGUUCAUUGCCAUUCUAAUCGCCCGCCAGUGCUUUUCGCUGGAGGAUGUUGUCCAACAUGUGGCACUUCCCUCACUCCUGGCAGCUGCCUGUGGUGACCCAGAUGCUGAGCCAGGAGCAAGGAUGACAUGCAGACUGUUGCUACACUUGUUCAGAACGCCACAAGUCAGCCCCUUCCCCCAAGCCAAUGGUAAAUCGAUCCCUGGAAUUCGCUCAUCCUGUGAUCGGCAUCUGUUAGCCGCUGCGCACAACAGCAUAGAAGUGGGGGCAGUGUUUGCCGUUCUGAAAGCCAUUCUGAUGUUGGGGGAUGCAGAGUUAGGCAGCAAUAAUGUUAACUCUUCCAACGCCGAUGACUUCAGCACGACCAGCGUGCUGGCUCCGAUCGGUAUCCAUGAUGACAUCGCCGACAAUGUGAUUCUGAGUACCGCCAACAACGCCAAGUCAAUCAGACGCACUGUUUCCAUAGAAACAGCCAACCUGAGUGAAUACGCCAGGUUUGUGCUGAGGACUAUUUGUCAGCAGGAAUGGGUGGGAGAACAUUGCCUCAAGGAGCCAGAGAGACUGUGCACGGAUAAAGAUCUGAUAUUGGACCCAGUUCUCUCCAACAAACAAGCACGACAGCUUCUGCAGCUUAUCUGUUACCCGCAUGGCCUUAAGGAAAGUGUGGAAGGAGACAACCCUCAGCGACAGCACAUCAAGCACAUUCUCCAGAGUUUGGACCAAUGGAUCCUAAGGCAGUCAUGGCUGGAACUCCAACUGAUGAUCAAACAAUGCAUGAAAGAAGCUGGUCCAGCUUCGGUUACGGAAAUGAACUUGUUGCUGGAAAAUAUCGCCAAGGCUACCAUUGAGGUCUUCCAGCAGUCGGCCGAGCUGAACUCUGUCCCAGUUUCCACGGGAGUUGAGCUGUUCCAUGAGAGCAACAAUGGGAACAACAAUCCGAGGCAGAACGGCAAGAAGACAUUUCUAAGCUGCUCAGAAAGAAAAGGCGUUUGGCUUGUCGCUCCGCUGAUUGCGAAACUCCCCACAUCCGUUCAGGGUCGAGUACUGAAGGCUGCUGGAGAAGAGCUCGAGAUGGGUCAACAUUUGGGGUCAUCAUCUAAAAAGGAAAGGGAUAGACAGAAGCAGAAAAGCAUGUCAUUGUUGAGCCAACAGCCAUUUCUAUCCUUGGUCCUCACCUGCCUGAAGGGUCAGGAUGAACAGAGGGAAGGCUUGCUGACCUCCUUGCAAAACCAGAUCAACCAGAUUUUGAGUAACUGGAGGGAAGAACGUUACCAGGAUGAUAUGAAAGCUCGACAAAUGAUGCACGAGGCUCUUCAGCUACGCCUGAAUCUGGUUGGUGGUAUGUUUGACACUGUCCAGCGCAGCACCCAGUGGACCACAGACUGGGCUCUUUUGUUGCUUCAGAUAAUCACCUCAGGAACCGUUGAUGUGCAGACGAAUGUUGAGCUGUUCACCACUGUUCUGGACAUGCUGGGUGUGUUGAUUAAUGGGACCCUGGCGUCAGACCUGUCGAGUGCCUCCCAAGGAGGAUCAGAGGAAAACAAGCGAGCCUACAUGAACUUAGUGAAGAAACUAAAGAAAGAACUGGGAGAUAAACAUUCGGAGAGCAUCGACAAGGUGCGCCAGCUGCUUCCGUUGCCAAAGCAAACCUGCGACGUGAUCACCUGUGAGCCGAUGGGAUCUCUGAUCGACACGAAAGGCAACAAAAUUGCAGGAUUUGACUCCAUUGAUAAAAAACAGGGCCUCCAAGUGUCUACAAAGCAGAAGGUUAACCCCUGGGACUUAUUUGAGGGACAUAAAAAUCCGGCUCCACUCUCCUGGGCUUGGUUUGGCACUGUGCGCGUUGAUCGGAAGGUCAUCAAGUACGAAGACCAGCAUCACCUCCUCUUGUACCACACGCAUCCCAAGCCCAAGCCACGGAGUUAUUACCUGGAGCCCCUGCCGCUCCCACCGGAGGACGAAGAGGAGCCCCCCACUCCCGUUUCCCUCGACUCGGAGAAGAAGCCCAUGGAGGUGGCCGACCAGAACAAAACCGGCCAGGAGGAAGAGAAAAAAAACAAGAAUAGGAAAAGGAAGCCAAAGUCUUCAGCGUCGAGAAUAGAUGACUAUCAACAAAACAAUGCAUACCGAGUGCCUCCAAACUACACGCCAAUGUCCUCACAACUGAUGCACCACCCGCAGGCAGCCCCUUCAUGGGGUUACAACCUCAUGGGUCAGCUGCAGCAGACUGGGUUCUAUUUUCAGAAUCAGCCACUUCCACCUGGAGGACCCAGGUUGGAGCCGCCGGGCCAGUUCCCCCCCACGAGCACCAAGCAGGCGCUCAGUAACAUGCUGCAGCGUCGCUCAGGUUCCAUGAUGCAGCCGCCCUCCAUGCCCACCAUCUCCCCCCAGCAACAACUGCUGCAGAUGAAGCUCCUGCAACAACAGCAACAGCAACGUCUUCUCCGGCACCAGGUGCCGUCCAGAUCCUUCCAGCAGGACUCAUGUAAUCCAGCUGUUACCCUCCAGGAUGGCUAUAACAAUUUCAGCAUUAUGGGCCAUACAGUUGACCAAAGUGGAUCUUACACCCAACAGGUCCGAACUGUCCAGCUCCCGCAGUACCCUGGUAUUCAGCAGGCACAGGCCCUGCCUCAUGGAUACACUGCAUACAGCACUCAGAUGUCUCUGCAGCAGCAGGCUGGUAAUAGCAUGCUGUCGCCCAGCUACAGUGCCAAGCCAUACCAGGCUGCCCUUUCUAACCCGGGGCUGAUGGACCGCAUCAGGCAAAUGCAACAACAGCCCAGUGGCUACAUACACCAGCAAGCCUCCCCCUACCCACCGAAUCUUCAGGGCACCCAGCGGCUCACCCAUCAACCUCUGCAACAGAGCACUUUGAUAGCAGCCGGUCUUGACCAUGUGACGUCAAGCCCCCAUGCAAACCUUGGCGCAGUACAACUCUCACAAGAACAGAUGCGACAAAGGCAGCAACAACUGCGACAGCAACGACUCCUACAGAUGCAACAGCAACAGCAGCAACAGCAGCAACAGAGUCAGCAGGCACUGGGGAUACAGGCGGUUCAGACACAGCAAGCACUGUUUUCUAGGCAGGGUAUGCAACAGACUCAGCAGCAGCAGCAAACAGCAGCGCUGGUCAGACAGCUACAGAAACAACUCUCCAGUAAUCAGCCGCAGCAGCCAUCAAACCCAUACAGCCACCCUCCUCAGUACUGAACCUUGGAAAGAAGCACAGAACAGUCUGGGGAAAAAUACUGGUGAUUAGUGCACGCAACCAACCUCCGUCGGGGUUGAUACGCUGGACUUCGCUGUCGAAUGUUCCUCGUGAUUUUAUCUUUUUAUUCUCAUUUUUACUUUAGUUUUCCUUAAAUUUUAUUUUUGACAUUUACCCCUGUGACGUAGCUGCUGUGAAUAAAUAAUGUAAAGUGAGAGUAGAUUAUUUUAUUUAAAGGGAAAUUGAAGUUUUACAAUGCAAAGUGUUUCUUGGAUCUUGUAGGUCCUGUAGAAAGCUGCUGUUUUUUUUUGUUGCUAAAAGUCAAUUUUGGUGCUUUAAGAGAAAACAUUAAGAGAAAAGAUCUAGAUAUAAAUGGAAUUUAUUUAUUUGUUAGCAAAGACUCUCUUCUGAUGCACUGGACCAAAAUAAUGGUUUAUAUGAAUGAAUUUGACAGUAACGAGGUAAGUCUACCUGCAGAACUAUGACCACAGAUGACUUGGUCUUACCAGUGGUCUGAGCCUCUUAAGGACAUGGCAAAAUUGUUUGUUUAAAUUGUUCAUUUUGCCUAGAUUUGUGAUUUUACACAAGCACUUUUUAAGAGGAAAAAAAGUUUGUUAAGAUAAUAAAGCUAUUUUUUCCUCUAUAGAGUAAUAAUAUUAUUGUACAGCAUCUCUGAACAGCUCUGUUGUGCGUGGCUGAGUUUGGUAUUUCUAUGUCACAUUCUGGUCAAGAGGAAACAAUGAAGGAUAAAGAAACUGGUUGCAAUUUGAAAUCUAAUAAAGCAACAACUAACAUUGGAGAAAA